AUGAUGGCUAUGCGGAGUAUACAAGAGAACGAGGUAAUCGUGAGAGUGCCACGGCAUCUGAUGUUGACGGUAGACACGAUCCCAUCCUCGUUCGUCACGAAAUUCGAAGAGGGUGUACCAGUUCAUGCGAUUCUUGCUGCAUUCUUAUGUCAUGGGGAGCCGGAAGACCUCGAGCCGUAUGAGCUUUGGACAAAAACCUGGCCGACCAGGAAGGAUUUCGAGCAUUGCAUGCCGAUCCUUUGGCCGGACUUUCUGCGUGCGUCCUUGCCUCCGUCCGUCUCGGGCAGCUGGAAGAGUGUUCGAAAGGCGAAACUCGAGUUCGAAUACGAGUCCUCUCAUCAAAAUAUCCUGGCCCAGCAAGAGCAACGACUGCGCAACGCCUGGGAAAGUGUUGUCGCUGUGUUCCCAGAGACUGAUUGGGAAACGUUGUCCUACUAUUGGCUGAUUGUGAACACCAGGAGUUUUUUCUAUUUAAUGCCUGGUCAGGAGCCACCGGAGGAUAGAAAUGACGCCAUGGCAUUGUUGCCAUUUGCCGAUUACUUCAACCAUUCAGAUGUAGCAUGCAAUGUGAAAUUUGAUGGCCAAGAAUACGUUUUUAGAGCUUCAAAAACAUUUAUAUUGCGAGAACUGAGCUCCUCACAACAGGAGGAAUUGUACCUACAGCAGUAUCUUGGAAACUAUCAGGUCAUGGACACUGGAGUAUGCUACCGGACAGAGGUUGCCGCUUGUAUCAUGUAUAUGAGACCUGAGGACUGGCAGAACUACGUCCUAGGUUACUCUACCAGAGGAGUAGAUGCAAAGAAAUCAGAAGACGUCAUCAAAGGCUGGAUCCGCGCGUAUAUGGAAGAAGCAGAUUUGACUAUACGUGAGUUGGAAAACAUUCGGUCUAGCAUGGAACGAAGGCACCAGGGCAAGGCGCAGAUGCUGUUGAAGAGGUGGAGGCAAAUCAAAGAGCUCUGCAGCAUAGCCUUGAAGACAGUGUUAUGUUGA
Aspergillus nidulans FGSC A4 is the source of this 990-nucleotide messenger RNA. RefSeq lists its product as uncharacterized. Lineage: Eukaryota; Fungi; Ascomycota; Eurotiomycetes; Eurotiales; Aspergillaceae. The transcript is spliced from 5 exons. The coding region runs from base 1 to 990 and encodes 329 amino acids. The record is from RefSeq and is a predicted model, not a curated record. Gene Ontology annotation, molecular function: protein-lysine N-methyltransferase activity.